Acanthosepion pharaonis is the source of this 768-nucleotide messenger RNA. The record is from the annotation of a GenBank genome assembly. Lineage: Eukaryota; Metazoa; Mollusca; Cephalopoda; Sepiida; Sepiidae.
AUGAAAGUUAUAGGUGAAAUUAAAGACAAGUCUCAACACUCUGAAGAAAUACCUUCAUCUAUAAUAAAUCAGUGCACAAGUGAUAUUCCAGUUGACAUAGUUGGAAAGCUUCCGAAAAAGGAAUCUCUGACAAGGACAAUAAGAAGAGUUCGCAAUUCUGCUUUUAAGGAUGAAGACCUGACUGUAAUGAGAGUUUGUCUGGUUGAAAAGAGUGAAACUCCAGGAGGUGUAAAGCUAGUUGAUACAAAGUCAACUCAUAAAUCAUCCCCCUCUGAUCUUGUGGAUCUGGCAAAACAGAUACAAAAGGGGAAUGAAUUUGUGAAAGCCAACACUGUUAAUCAACUGACUGUUAUUGCAGAACAAAUUCGACAAUUGCAAAAACAAGCCAGAAAGGUCUUAGAAAAAUCACAUCAAGACACAAUGCUUCACCAGGCAGCUUGCAAUAUGGUCAAAAAACCAGGGACAAUCUAUUACCUCUAUCAAAGGCCAUCAGGACAAAAUUACCUGUCUAUUAUUUCACCUCAGGAAUGGGGAGAUUCCUGCAGUAAUAGAUACUUGGGUGGAUUUCGGCUUGAAUUUGAUCAAUCCUGGACACCAAUGGAGAAAAUUCAGCAAAGAGAAUCAGAAAUUAAUUUAAUGGAAAAAAUUAUUCAGAGAUACAACACAGAGUCUGCUGAAUCAGGAAUUACCCUUGAUAUUUUAACAGGUUCCAGUAAGGAGCCCAUGAAAGAAAUUCUGGCCAUUUCAGAUCAAUGUGAAGAGACUUAG